Messenger RNA from Lactuca saligna, 1011 nucleotides. NCBI's taxonomy places the organism in Eukaryota, Viridiplantae, Streptophyta, Magnoliopsida, Asterales, Asteraceae. The record is from the annotation of a GenBank genome assembly.
AUGCUCGCUCCUAUCUCUGCAUCGAGUAACGUUCUCCAACAAUACAGGAAGCAUCCAUCUUCAGGUCCAAGGGAGCUUACCCCAGCCAUGGUUCGCUCUAUUGACGAGGCUGACAAACCUCCUAAAAGGGGCAAGAAGCUUGAAACCCACAAAGAGGCACAAGUUUCCAAACCCACCAAAGGGAAAACCCCUAAGAAGCGAAAGUCUGAUAAGGCUGUUACAUCACCUCCUCAACCGAAGAAGCUGAAGAAGCCCGCUAGGAGGCUAAUACUACAAUCCUUGAGUGACUCAGAUUUAGAGUAUGUUCCUCCCCAACAUAAGAUUGCUCCUCCUUCAGAAUCUGAGAGCGAAAGCUCUAAUGAUGAGGCUUCGGGCCGAGGUGAUACUCCGCCUCGCUCCCCUACACCAGAAAUUCUAGUUCGCUCUCAUCCUCCGUCACCUCCACCUGUAACCGUCCCAGUAUCCAUACCUCCUAUUUUCCUCAUCCCCAUUACACAACCUUUCACUUCUAUACCCAUCCCUACUCCUAUAUUCACAAACACUACCACCACCACUACCACAACAGGUGCUCAUUCUACCGCCCCCACUCCACUAGUAACAACCGAACCACCUGUCACAACCGAACCUCCAGCCACAACCAAAACAUUAUCUCCCACUCAAUCUACAGAAACAACCCCUAUUCUAGGCGGUGAGGACUUGGAAUUUGAUUCCACGUAUUUCAGUGCUUACCGUGUCCAGAGUGACGAUGAUGAUGAUGCGCCUGUUACAAAGCGUCAUCUCAAGGCAGUAAACGAAAACCUUGAUCAACUGCUCUCAUCCUUUUCCUCUGAAGCUCACUCUGAAGAUGCUUUAAAGGCCUUGUUCUCAUCUGUUGUUAAAGAACACAGUGUAUCACUCUCCGCUGCAGCAAAAGCCAUUGAAGCCUCUACUUCACAGUGUCAACAAGCCUCACUUGCUGUUGAUGCUUCUACUAAGGAGUGCAAGGAAGCGACCGCAAAGUCGAUAAACUAG